AUGGUGGUGCUGUGCCAAUGGCAAACGGUUAUUCCGAUCAUCAUCAUCGUUUUCAUCACUAUGAACGAUAUUUUACCAUCUCAUGGACUUUACACAGAUGUUACAAAUUCUGUUGGGUUAACAACUCAACACGUACAACUACAUGCUUUUGGCGAUUUCAAUUCUGAUAAUUCCGUCGAUUUGUUCAGCCUUGAUGAGUCUAACAAACAGUUAAGCGUGCUGCUAUGGGAUCACCAAGCCCUGAAAUUUAUCAAGGGUAAAGCCGAGAUUGAAAUGGAUAGCGAUCAAUACAUUACUGCGGUUAUUCCUGGUGACUAUGAUGCUGAUGGAAACUUGGAUGUAUUAAUCGCAUAUCAGAGUACAUCAAUAUCUAAAGUUCCUGUUUUACGUUUUUUCAUAGCGGAAGAUAUCAACUUCGAAGAUAAGUUAUGGGAUCAACCUCUGGUGUUGGAUCUUAACGGCGACCUAAUCCCUGAUAUUUUUGAAGCUAAUUUUGAUUCUGGGUAUCGAUACUUCUGGAUAGCGAAUGAUAAAAGAAACUUUACGAAACAAUCAAUGGAGUCUUUCACCGUAAAUAAUAAACCAGCAUUAAAUCCGAUAAGAAUUCCGAAUUCUAAUGCUUAUGUUGAUUUAAAUCAAGACCACUUUGCUGAUUUAUUCAUAACUACCACAUUGCCGAAUAAUGAUAAAGAAUUCCGUUUUGAAAUUUGGCAAAAUAAGUGGCAUCUUGUAUUUGACAAUUUUGUUAUUAAUGGGAAAAAUUUUGGCUUUGUUUCGGAUUCCUACUCCAACAAUCCCAGCAAAUCAGUGCCUAUAACCCUUAGAAUUGGAGAUUACAAUCUAGAUGGCUUUCCCGAUGCAAUCGCUGUUUUAGAAAAUAAGGACAGCGGUACGAGGGAUGUUUCUACAUUCUUGUUCACAAAUGUUCCUUGUUUUGACUCCAAAAAAUGCCACAGCUAUAGCAGAAUAUUUUCGGUCAAUGUUAAUUCUAUGGGAAUUUUGGAUAUUCUGGUCAAUUCAUUCUCAAAAGAUACGAACAAAUUUUCGUUGCACGCGUUUAAGAAUGAUUUUGCGGGGGAUGCUACGUUUUUGAAAGUCACUGUUAUUGGAGGAUAUUGUCCAUCUGCGAAAAAUAGUAAGCUAUGUGGAGUAAACUUGCCAAGUUGCACACUACAAUAUCAGACUGUCCAAGCUAGCGGAGAAAUUAUACGUGGCAGCGUUACUCAAUUAAGUCAAACAGCAUAUACCGCUUUACAGCUACCAUUUAUUGUCUUUGGUCUCGGGCAGACACCAAAUUUUGUUGAUUACUUGUCAGUGUCGCUACCUAGAAAUUCAGCACAGAAAAGAGAACAUACAUGGUCUUCCAUCAUACCAAAUUCUCAACUAAUUGUCAUUCCACAACCACCUGCUGUUCCUAAAAAUUGUCAAGUCGACUUGUAA
This is a messenger RNA of Trichoplax adhaerens, 1440 nucleotides long. RefSeq lists its product as uncharacterized. The record is from RefSeq and is a predicted model, not a curated record. NCBI's taxonomy places the organism in Eukaryota, Metazoa, Placozoa, Uniplacotomia, Trichoplacea, Trichoplacidae. The transcript is spliced from 16 exons. Gene Ontology annotation, cellular component: plasma membrane. The coding region runs from base 1 to 1440 and encodes 479 amino acids.